Malus domestica (apple) is the source of this 946-nucleotide messenger RNA. NCBI's taxonomy places the organism in Eukaryota, Viridiplantae, Streptophyta, Magnoliopsida, Rosales, Rosaceae. The record is from RefSeq and is a predicted model, not a curated record.
CAAAGGUAAACUUCAAACUAGAAAGAAGCUAAGCAGGUUCAUUCCCAAUAUAAAUACUCAGUUCCCCAUGUGCAACAACCAAGAGGAAGAUAUUGAUCAUCUGUUCCUCCACUGCCAGUAUGCUAAGUAGGUUUGGAGUUGUGCCACUGAUAUGUCUUUAUCAAAUUUUGAUAUCAACCUCAAGAUAAGUGAUUGGUUUGUGAACCUCUCUCACAAAAAUUCGAAUGCUGUAAGCAAUUUUAGCAAAGCUAUUUCUAUUUGCUGGCAGAUUUGGAAUGGUAGAAAUGGAUGCAUUUUCAGGAAAGAAAGGCAUAUCCAUACCAGAGCUUUUAUCCGGGCUAUGUCUAUGGUUAAUGAGUAUUUCAAGGAUAAUGUGAAGAGCUGGGAAAAUACGCUGGUAACAAGUGAUGAUAAAGUGAUCAAAUGGAAUUGUCCAUCGUACCCAUAUGUUAAAAUAAAUUUCGACGGUUCGGUGUCAAACUCCUUGGCGGCGGGAGGUUUCAUUAUCAGGAACUGGAGCGGUAAACCUAUUCUCGCUGGUGCUAUGAGUUUGGGGUCUUCUACCAUCAAUGUUGCUGAGGCCAUGGCGCUGUGUGAGGCACUAAUCUGGGCUAGGAGGAGAAACUUGACGCAUGUGUGUGCGGAGGGUGACUCAAAACUUAUCAUUGAUGUUGUUCGUGGUGCUUGCGAAACACCGUGGAACUUGAGGUCUAUCAUUGAAGAUAUCAGGUAGUGUGCCUCUUUCUUCCAGGAUAUCAAGUGGGGGCAUGUUUUCAGGAAGGCGAAUUUUGUUGCAGAUGUUAUGGCAUCUAUUGGGCUGAAAAUGGAUAAUCUUUGUAUAUGGGAUCCUUGUCUUCCUGUCGAAGCAAACUUAGCCCUGUUAUUUGAUUGUAAUGGCUCCGGCUGUGUGAGGGGCUUCUCUCUUUAAUGAAGUUUUAUUUUUCCA